Gadus morhua (Atlantic cod) is the source of this 5842-nucleotide messenger RNA. Its product is annotated as SEC14-like protein 1. The transcript is spliced from 18 exons. Lineage: Eukaryota; Metazoa; Chordata; Actinopteri; Gadiformes; Gadidae. Gene Ontology annotation, biological process: negative regulation of RIG-I signaling pathway. Gene Ontology annotation, cellular component: cytoplasm; cytosol. Gene Ontology annotation, molecular function: RIG-I binding. Bases 394 to 2736 code for a protein of 780 amino acids. The record is from RefSeq and is a predicted model, not a curated record.
GGAGCCAGAGGGGCGCCACUACCGAACGACCGAUCGAAGGAGGAGAUGUGUCAGUUGAAGAGAGAUGUGUGAGAAAUCACAAGGCUCUGGUGACACACAUAUCUCCGAAACGCUCGAGUCAUCUGAGAAAUUCUCGAUUUUUCUGCCCACUGCUGUUGCGCUCAGAAAGGCGCACGGCUCCAUGGCUUUAACCACCCUUGCGUAAUGGCUGUGGCUCACACUACAAAGCUGUCUGCUUACCGCCCCGGCCAAGUGGUAGCUCUUCGGCAUAACGCAGGGAAUGGCAAGAGUUAGCCUGGAUUGGCUCUGCAAAAGAUACACAGAAGACUAAUCUCAAGAACCGAUUCUCUAAUUGCGUCUCUAUCGCCUACUGUCUCUCACAGACCUUGAAACAUGACGGUCGUCGGCGCCAUUGUGGUCCCCACCAUGGUGCAGAAGUACCAAUCCCCUGUGAGGGUGUACAAGUAUCCCUUUGAGCUGGUGAUGGCGGCGUACGAGCGGCGCUUCCCCACCUGCCACCUCAUCCCCAUGUUCGUGGCGAGCGACGUGGUGAGCGAGGAGACCAGCGAGGACGGCGCCGUGACCAAGGUGGAGCGCCGCUGCGCCCUGGACGUGGACGCCCCCCGCCUCCUCAAACGGAUUGCGGGGGUGGACUACGUGUACUUCAUCCAGAGGAACACCCUGGACCGCCAGGAGAGGACGCUGCACAUCGAGUCCCACAACGAGACCUUCUCCAACCGGGUCAUCAUCAGCGAGACCUGCUGCUACUCGGUGCACCCGGAGAACGGGGAGUGGACGUGCUUCGAGCAGACGGCCAGCCUGGACAUCAAGUCCUUCUUCGGCUUCGAGAGCACGGUGGAGAAGAUCGCCAUGAAGCAGUACGCCAGCAGCAUCAAGAAGGGUAAGGAGAUCAUCGACUUCUACCUGAAUGAGCUGGAGGACGAGGGCAUCACCCACGUGGAUCGCUGGACCCCCUCUGGCCUCCCCCCGCCUCCCUCAACCGCCCGCUCCAACAGCCCCCCGCUGCCCCCUGACUUCUCCCUCACCUCCUCCUCCACCCCCGCCACCUUCACCAGCAGCCUCGACCCCACCGCCCCCACCUCCACCACCACCACCAGCGUCCACACCUCCGCCGACGCCCCCACCAGCCCCACCGUCCCCACCCCGCCCCUGCCUGCCGACGCCCGGCAGGACAGCUCCUCGACGGACGGCCCCAGCAAGGAGCUGGUCGCCCUGGCUCUGCCUGAUGACCAGGCCGGCACCCCCGAUGACAAGCUGGACGCCGACUACAUCAAACGUUACCUUGGCGACCUCACCCCCCUUCAGGAGAGCUGCCUGAUCAGGCUACGCAAGUGGCUGCAGGAGACGCACAAGGGAAAGAUCCCCAAGGACCAGCACAUCCUGCGCUUCCUGCGGGCGCGGGACUUCAACAUGGACAAGGCCCGCGAGGUCCUGUGCCAGUCGCUCACCUGGAGGAAGCAGCACCAGGUGGACUACCUGCUGGAGACCUGGACCUCGCCCCAGGUCCUCCACGACUACUACACCGGGGACUGGCACCACCACGACCGAGACGGACGACCGCUGUACGUCUUGAGGCUGGGACAGAUGGACACUAAGGGGCUGGUGAGGGCCCUGGGGGAGGAGUCUCUGCUCAGACACGUGCUGUCCAUCAACGAAGAGGGCCUCAGACGCUGUGAGGAGAACACCAAGGUGUUCGGCCGACCAAUCAGCUGCUGGACCUGCCUGGUGGACCUGGAGGGGCUGAACAUGAGGCACCUGUGGCGGCCGGGGGUGAAGGCCCUCCUGAGGAUCAUCGAGGUGGUGGAGGCCAACUACCCCGAGACCCUGGGCCGGCUGCUCAUCCUGAGGGCCCCCCGCGUGUUCCCCGUGCUCUGGACCCUGGUGAGCCCCUUCAUCGACGAGAACACCCGCAAGAAGUUCCUGAUCUACGCGGGCAACGACUACCAGGGCCCGGGCGGCCUGCUGGACUACAUCGACAAGGACAUCAUCCCCGACUUCCUGGGGGGGGAGUGCAUGUGUGAGGUCCCAGAGGGGGGUCUGGUGCCCAAGUCCAUGUACCGGACCACGGAGGACAUGGAGAACGAGGGGGUGCGACUCUGGACGGAGACCAUCUACCAGAGCGCCAGCAUCUUCAAGGGCGCGCCGCACGAGCUGCUGAUCCAGAUCAUCGACGCCUCCUCCGUCAUCACGUGGGACUUUGACGUGUGUAAGGGCGACGUGGUCUUCAACAUCUUCCACUCCAAGCGGGCCCCGCAGCCCGCCCGCAAGGAGCCCCCGGGGCCCCACGGCGUCCCCCCGCCCCCCGGGAACAACGUGCAGCUCAUCGACAAGUCCUGGACCCUGGGCCAGGACUACAGCCGGGUGGAGUCCGCCCUCACCUGCAAGGAGGGCGAGAGCGUACAGGGCUCCCACGUGACGCGCUGGCCGGGCUUCUACAUCCUGCAGUGGCGCUUCCACAGUAUGCCGGCCUGCGCGGCCACCAGCCUGCCGCGCGUGGACGACGUGCUCGCCUCGCUGCAGGUCUCCUCCCACAAGUGCAAGGUCAUGUACUACACCGAGGUGCUGGGCUCCGAGGACUUCAGAACGGCUUGCUAUGACGUGCAGAGUUUGGGCUCCAUGACCAGCCUAGAGUCCAGUCACAGUGGCUUCUCCCAGCUGAGUGCCGCCACCACCUCCUCCAGCCAGUCCCAGUCCAGUUCCAUGAUUUCCAGGUAGAGGGGACUCCAACCUGGACUACAACUCCCAGCAUGCCCCUCUUCCGCUCCCCUCUCCGGGGCUCCACUCCUUCCUGCUUCGUCCUCUAUGGAGCCCGCCACCCCUCGGACGGGGAGGUCUCAGAGUGGAAGCGAAGCAUGCUUGCACAAACGAAGAGUCCAAAAAAAAAAAAAGACAAAAAAACGACAAAGAGAAAUGGCAAACCGAAAAUUGUGUGCACAAAAUUUAAAGGGCUGUUUUUUCCACACAAAGGUCAUGUAUUUGUCGAUUCCUCCUGCGCCUUGACUGGGCCUAGAGGUUGAAUACCGUUAUCAUAGCGUUUCUUUUUGUGGACUUACAGGCCGACUUCUGGGAGAUUUGACUGGAAGUUGGACCCAAGCAAUAUUAGAAACUAGGGAGCUUUUGGGACUUUGACAAUGGAGGUGUUACAUACUCGCAUAUACUCUUGCACGCCAAUAUACCCACACAUGCUCUCAUUGAGAGGCCCACACACAUACACACACACACACACUGAGACACAAACACACACGCUCACACACUGAGACACACACACACUGAGACACACACACACACUUUGAGACGCACACCUUUGAACGGACACUGAUAACAAGCAAAAAAAGAGAGUGGUGUUUGCCAUAUUACCAGGGGUGGUUUGUGUAACCUGGUAAGUUAUUUUAUAGGUCAAGUGUCGGUGGUGAUGUUAUGAUGUGACGAUAUGUUCGACCUUGGUCAAGUAUCAUUUCCGAUCGUCUAUUUCAACGUGCAGUGAGCUCUCGAUGGAAGGUGUUUCCUAAACGGAGGCGGUGCAGAAGACACCGCUGACAUCUGCAUUGUCUCUCCGUAGCAAAGUCCGUCCAUCCGGCUCAUCAGGGCUAACUAAUUAAAUACAAUAUAAAAUAAGAACUAAAACUACUACUAGCACAUGCUAUUGGAACUAGGUCCGCUAGAAGCAAUAACAUGAGUUUUGAUUUGUACUGUGUGAACUAUUUAUAUUUAUUAUACAGAUUUAUACGGACUGAGAGACUCACGGGUGUAGAUGAGCUUAGAUGGAAACAUCGCUUACGACUAACUGCUUGUUCUGUUACAGAAAGGUCCUUCCUUUGAGGUCAAACGUAGUGGUAGUCAGAGUAGUAUUUAGUGGAUGGACCGUUUGUGUUUUUCUUUACAAAUUAAUAUAUAUAGAUCACUUUAUGAGCGAUGUCGAUUUUAACAGGAGCCGCCACCAGCUUUAUUCCUGUACACGGAGACAGCCAGCCCUGUGGAGGGAGCUGUCAGAAGAUGCCUUGAUGUUCAUUGAUGUGAAUGUGCUUCUGAUUGGCUCGUUCUAAUCUAAACAAUCGCAUUUCCCUAAAAGGAAAAUUCGUGGGUCAUUCUUCUGCUUGUUUUCUUUCAUUGGGACGGAUGGGAAACUGCCAUUUGAGAUGAUUAUUCUAAUGACCUUCUGCUGUGGUGAAGGUUGUGCGUGCUUGACGGAUGAAUGUUUCAUUGUGAUGUACACCCAUAUCAUGCGGUGACUGCUCGGGGUCUGUGUGUUGUUUUUUUUGUGUUCUGCUCGCUCCAUGCAGUGAUGGGUUUACGGUGGAUGCGUUUAUCUGGACUUGUGAAACACUGCUAGCCAUUUGAAAGCCAUGUGUCAAGACCAUUUGAGCCUUUUUUGUUUUUUUCCCCCUCCUUUUUAUCGAAGCAACGGUUUGCGUAUGUGCGUUUACUGUGACACUAGCUUCAACUCUACGUUGGAGUGGGGAUGACGUUUUGGAGUGCAAUAGUUUGGGGGUUUUCAGCAACUGUGCGCUUGGUUCAACCCUUUUUUAAUCAAUUCCCAGGAGGGGCUUUUUCUUUGACGGCUUGUCUUUACUUGGUGUGUCGGGGCUGGUGUGGCAUCACCCUGAAAUAUCAAGAUACUUAAUCCCUCUGCAGUGUUGAGGGCGGAGAAAGCAAAUCUGUUCACAUGUUCUAAAAUGUCCAAUAAUCGGAUACGUACCGCUUAAGUGCUCAGAAGUCGUGGCAGAUCUCAGGACAAUGAGAAGGGUGCGUUAUUGUCAGGCAACAGCCAACCCAGCUCAGUCUAGGCCAGCUUGGUCCUUAGCCAGCUAUUUCUGAACCAGUUCGGUCUAAGCCAGCUUGGUCUAAACCAGCUUGGGUAAACCAUCUUGGGCUAAGACAGCUAGGUCUGAACCCGCUCGGUCUAAUCCAGCUCAGCUCGGUCUAAGCCAGGUUAGUCUGAGCCAGGUUAGUCUAAACCAGGUUAGUCUAAGCCAGCUUGGUCUAAGCCAGCUUGGUCUAAACCAGUGUAUCCAAUACAAUGUCCCAAUGACCAAGGCCAUUGAGACUGCUCACUGCCACCAAGACUCACCUCGAGGCUCUGAGCCUCAUCUGACCCGUCCUCGAGACUAUUCCAGAAGGCUGCUGUUAUCCUACUUUUAAACAUGAACUUUUUUUUUUUCUCGCGCAAAACGACUUUGAAGAUAGGUCACGGUUGAAAGUUGUGAUACCCACAUGUCCUUGGCUCCUCCAUCCCCACGCGUGAUCGGUGAUGACCGUGUGUACCUGUGUAUAUACUUUGUUAUGCUCUGUCCAAACCCCCCCUUAGGGAAGCAUGUUGAGGACGCUGUCCCGCCGUAUAUAAACGAAUGGCCACGACGUCUCCUCCUGCGGUGUGAACCGCAUUUUAGCGUAGUUAGCCACGUCACUUCGGACACGCGCAUGGUCAUGUGGACUAGGGGGGGGGAAACCAAGCUCGAGUCUACUGGAGCAUUGACGCCAUACACGGUCCACAUCCGAUGAGUGAUCUCCUUUUUCAUGAUAGGGUGUUAAUCUGAGUUUAGUAUCGCUGGGAUUAGCCGAAACCGAUCCCUCUUCCGUACCCUCCCAGCACUGCUCCUACCUGCCUCAUGACUUUACCGAUGCAACUCGAACACUUUAUUUAGAGGUUUCCUGGACAAAGUGGGGGGGGCUACAUACAUGAUGGUUCCCCCAUUGUAAUCCGUAUUCAUCUCGCUCUGCUUAGUCUUUUUCGAAAUUGUUGUUGCAUAUCUCCAAUCUUGUCACGUUGACGUGAAUAAUCAUGUGUAAGAAAUAAAAAGGACCUGUUUGGAUUUAUUUAAAA